AUGUCUAAGGAAUUCACCUACCAGGAUGUUGCUGAGCACAACACCAAGAAGGACAUGUACCUUGUUGUGCACGACAAGGUCUACGACUGCGGUAAAUUCGUGGACGAGCACCCCGGUGGUGAGGAGGUGAUGCUCGACGUUGCUGGACAGGAUGCCACCGAGGCAUUCGAGGAUGUUGGCCACAGUGACGAGGCUCGCGAGACCCUGGAUGCGCUUCUCGUCGGUACUCUGAAGCGUGCGCCCGGCGACCCUGCCCCCAAGAGCCCCGCCACCAACGCCUCGGCUUCCAACUCCAAGAGCGAUCAGGUCGGCACUGGCAUUGGCGUCUACGCCGCCAUCCUCAUCGGUGGUGUUGGUGCCUACUUCGCCUACAACUACAUGCAGCAGCAGCAGGCUCAGCAGUCGUAA
Messenger RNA from Emericellopsis atlantica, 408 nucleotides. Its product is annotated as putative membrane bound hemo protein. The record is from RefSeq and is a predicted model, not a curated record. Lineage: Eukaryota; Fungi; Ascomycota; Sordariomycetes; Hypocreales; Bionectriaceae. Gene Ontology annotation, molecular function: heme binding. Gene Ontology annotation, biological process: sterol biosynthetic process. The transcript has 3 exons. Bases 1 to 408 code for a protein of 135 amino acids. Gene Ontology annotation, cellular component: endoplasmic reticulum membrane; intracellular membrane-bounded organelle.